UGGCACCCUCUCCCAUUAACGUUUUACUCACCACCAACCGCGGCAGCAGCAGCGUCUCAAAACAAACCAAAACCCACUCUUCCUUCCUUCCAUCAAAACAAAACACAAAACAAUUAAUCACAUCUCUCUCUCUCUUCCUCUCAAGAACCCAACAACAGAUUCCAGUUUCAGUAUUCAUUCCAAGCAUUUCCCAUCUCAUUUCACCUGAAAAUCUAGCACCAAAACCCACCUCCAUUUCUCGCCGGCGACAACAACCACCAUGUGUGGCGGUGCUAUCAUCUCCGACUUCAUACCUGCCACCGUUGGCGGUGGCCGUGCUUCCUCCAGGAAGCUCACCGCCGACUUCCUCUGGCCCGAUCUCAAGUCCAAGUCACUCAAAAGCAAUAAGCCUUACUCCAAGCCCGUCGUCAUAGAUCUCGACGAAGAUUUCGAGGCCGAUUUCCAGGGAUUCAAGGAUGAUUCCGAUGUCGAUGAGGACGACUGUGAUGUUGAUGCCUUGGCCGAUGUCAAGCCGUUUGCUUUCUCUGCUGCACCUCCUCCCCAGCCUCGCAACUCCGCCGCUUCCCGCGGCUCUACAGCGGUGAAGUCAGUGGAAUUCAGUGGUCAAGCUGAAAGAUCUGCAAAGAGAAAGAGGAAAAACCAGUAUAGGGGGAUCAGACAGCGUCCAUGGGGUAAAUGGGCUGCAGAGAUUCGUGAUCCCAGUAAAGGAGUUCGUGUCUGGCUUGGCACAUUCAACACUGCUGAAGAAGCUGCAAGAGCUUAUGAUGCCGAGGCACGUAGAAUCCGCGGCAAGAAAGCUAAGGUGAACUUUCCUGAUGAAGCAGCACCACGUUCGGCUACAUCUAAGCUCUCCACAAAGAGCAAAGCUCAGAAAUCAGUUCCCAAGGCAAUCCCAAAAUUGGAUGCCGGUUACUCGGAGUAUGCUGAGCAAGAGUUCUUCAACUCUAUGAACUACGUGGAAGAGAAACCAUCACUGGACCAGCUCGGGAAUAUGGACACCUUGCCCUCAAAUGGAAAUGCUGGAGUCAAGUCUGCUGUUGACACCAGUGCUCCCAUGUACUUCAGUUCUGAUCAGGGGAGCAAUUCCUUUGAUUUUUCUGAUUUUGGAUGGACCGAACAGGGCGCCCCAAGGACCCCCGAGAUCUCGUCUGUGUUUCUAGCUGGGCCUGAGUUCAACCAAUCUGCAUUCGGAGAGGAGGAUGCUAAUCCCAGCAAGAAACAGAAGUUUAAUAAUUCUGAUGGUGCUAAGGUUCCUCCCCAGGAAGGGAACAAAGGGAAUUCCGCCGAGGGAGAGGAGCUGUUUGGGUUUGAUAACUAUCUUCAGAUGCCAUAUAUGGAAGGAGGCUGGGAGGCUUCCCUUGAGAAUCUACUUAACGGAGAAACCACCACCACAACAACAACGCAGGAUGAUGGGAACACAAUGGGGCUGUGGAGCUUCGAUGACCUCUCCAACAUGGUUGGAGGAGCUUAUUAAGAGAGCAGAUUCUGCUGGGCUGUUUGUUGUAAAUAAAGGCUACCAUGUUUGGAGUUUGGUGUGGGAGGUGAAAGAAGGAAAGAAGUCAGGCUGGACCUGCGUAAGGCAAAUGUAAGAGGAGUCGUCCGUUUUGUUUCUGUGUCGUCGCACCUGGAGCUUUUUGUGCAAGAGUACUGUAGUAUAUAGAUGACUAUUGAUGCUGUUCUGCUAAGCUGCCUUUUAUCUCUAGAAAGAAAGACAUUUUCCAAGAUGUUGAAUGAAUAUGAUCCCUGAAUGUAAUUUGACUGCUAUGUGGUGCAUGGUCUGUCUGUGAUGUUGGGAAGGUAGAGAAGAAGAGCAUUAUGAAGCUUCUGAACCAUUUUCCCUUCAUGUCAAUGGUCUCCUACCUAACUGAGAGAAGAGACCAUAAUGUCUAACUAGUUCUUUCGUUGUUCCAGAACGUGGUUAUUAAUGAAAUGCUGCUUUCAUUAUUCCCUGUGGAAAAUGUGUUGCU
Linum tenue is the source of this 1967-nucleotide messenger RNA. Lineage: Eukaryota; Viridiplantae; Streptophyta; Magnoliopsida; Malpighiales; Linaceae. The record is from the annotation of a GenBank genome assembly.